AUGCCCGAAAACAAACCAUUUCAGCGUCUCCCAAAAUGUGUGGUACCAAAACAUUACGAUUUGCAAUUGGUGCCGAAUUUGGAGAAAUUUACAUUUAAGGGUAAAACAGCAGUGAAAGUAUUGAUCGUGAAUCCAACGAACGAAAUAGUUCUUAAUUGCUUGGAUUUAGAAUUAUCGAAUGUGAAGCUUCAGUAUCUCGAGGGAGGUUCAGAGUCAACGUUAAUCCCAUCUGAAGUACGUCUAAGCACGGCUGAUGAGACUGCCACCAUUGUUUUUGAUAAACAACUCGUUGAAGGCGAAGCUACGCUACACUGCGAAUUCGAUGGUGAGAUCAAUGACAAGAUGAAGGGUCUGUACCGCAGCAAGUAUGUCACGCCGGGUGGCGAGGAACGCUACGCUGCAGUCACGCAGUUCGAAGCGACAGAUGCGCGCCGAUGUUUUCCUUGCUGGGACGAACCAGCUAUUAAAGCCACUUUUGAUAUCACACUUGAAGUGCCAUCCGAUCGUGUAGCUUUAUCUAACAUGCCUGUCAAGGAAGAAAAAUUGAAUGGUGCUAAGAAGAUAAUUCAUUUUGAUACAACACCUAUAAUGUCAACCUACCUUGUGGCAGUUGUUGUUGGUGAAUAUGAUUAUGUUGAAAAGAAAUCUCGUGAUGGUGUAUUGGUAAGAGUUUAUACACCUGUAGGUAAAAGUAAACAAGGGUUGUUUGCCUUAGAAGUUGCAUCUAAAGUUCUUCCUUAUUACAAGGAAUAUUUUGACAUAGCUUACCCUCUGCCUAAAAUUGACCUAAUAGCGAUAGCAGAUUUCUCUGCUGGUGCCAUGGAGAAUUGGGGCCUGGUAACAUAUAGAGAGACUUGUCUUCUUGUGGAUGAAGAACAUACAUCAGCUGUGAGGAGACAGUGGAUAGCUUUGGUAGUUGGCCAUGAGCUUGCUCACCAGUGGUUUGGUAACCUUGUGACCAUGGAGUGGUGGACCCAUCUUUGGUUGAAUGAAGGGUAUGCCUCUUUUGUGGAAUUUCUGUGUGUUAACCACCUGUUUCCAGAAUAUGAUAUUUGGACUCAAUUUGUUACAGAAAAUUAUAUCAGGGCCUUAGAAUUGGAUUGUCUGAAAAAUUCACAUCCUAUUGAAGUUCCAGUAGGUCAUCCCUCAGAAAUAGAUGAAAUUUUUGAUGACAUAUCAUACAAUAAAGGUGCAUCUGUAAUCCGGAUGUUGCAUAGAUAUAUAGGUGAUGAAGAUUUCCGUAAGGGCAUGACUAUUUACUUGACCAGACAUCAGUACAAAAAUACAUUUACAGAAGAUUUGUGGGCUGCCUUAGAAGAAGCAUCCAAUAAGCCUGUUGGGGCUGUAAUGUCCACAUGGACAAAACAAAUGGGCUUUCCAAUGGUUGAGGUCAAUUCAGAACAAAAAGGUGCAGAUAGAGUACUGACACUAACACAGCAGAAAUUCUGUGCAGAUGGCAGCCAAGGGAAUGACACACUCUGGAUGGUUCCAAUUACAAUAUCCACUCAGGAACAACCCACAAAGAUAGCUUUAUCUACUGUAUUGGAAAAGAGACGACAAGAGGUUGUUUUGAAAAAUGUCGCUGAGAGCUCUUGGGUCAAACUUAAUCCUGGCACUGUUGGAUAUUAUAGAACACGCUACCCUGCGUCAAUGCUGGCACAACUAGUAACGGCCAUCCGCGACGGUUCGUUGCCACCGCUCGACAGAUUAGGCCUCCUUGAUGACUGCUUUGCGCUAGUCCAGGCUAGACACACGCAAACUGCUGAGUCAUUGAAACUCAUGGAAGCUUUUAGUAAUGAAACAAACUUUACAGUGUGGUCUUCAAUAUCCAACUGUAUGUCCAAACUGAGUGCCUUAUUGUCACAUACACCACUUGACAAGCCCUUGAAGAAUUUUGGACGAAAGUUAUUUUCAAACAUUACUCGGCGGUUAGGCUGGGAUGCAGAGGAGAAGGAAAGCCAUCUCGACACCUUGCUCCGAAGUUUAGUUCUUAACAAAAUGAUCAGCUUUGAGGACCCAGAUACCAUAAAGGAAGCCAAGAUCCGGUUCGAGCGGCACUCGCAGGGCGCGGAGCCACUGGCGGCGGACUUGCGUUCGGCGUGCUACCGCGCCGUGCUGGCGGGCGCGGACGAAGCCACGUUCGAGCGCUUCCUGGCGCUGUACCGCGCCGCCGACCUGCACGAAGAGAAAGACCGCAUCAGCCGCGCGCUCGGCGCCGUCAACGACCCCGCCAUCCUCAAGCGCGUGCUCGACUUCGCUAUAUCGGAUGAAGUGAGAGCGCAAGACACCGUUUUCGUAAUAGUCUCUGUGGCUGUAACCAAAAAUGGUCGCGACCUCGCCUGGCAGUUCUUUAAAGAUCAUUGGCAGCAGUUUAUGGACAGGUAUCAGGGAGGAUUUUUAUUGGCGCGUCUGGUGAAGUCUACGACAGAGAACUUUGCGUCGGAGAGUUGCGCGCAGGAGAUCGAGCAGUUUUUCCGCACGCAUCAGUCGCCUGGCACGGAGCGCUCCGUGCAGCAGGCGCUGGAGACGGUGCGCCUCAACGCCGCGUGGCUGCGCCGCGAUCUCGCCUCUACCACCGCCUACCUUCACUCCUACCACUGA
Molecule: messenger RNA, 2601 nt
Organism: Arctia plantaginis
Lineage: Eukaryota; Metazoa; Arthropoda; Insecta; Lepidoptera; Erebidae
Source: the annotation of a GenBank genome assembly